GCCCAUCUCUGAUUGAUAUAUCAAUCCAUUUUUCGCAUAAAUCAUGCCAAUAAGCGAUCCCCGGAUUGAGUUUGCUAUCUCAAAAAUCAGUCAAUCUUUGGGAGGGCGGAUCACAGAUUAAAGGUUGGCCUCUGUUCGAAAGUGACAGUUUGUGCUUGCCAAUAACCAAUCCGUCCAUUUUGACAUUUACUUCGAUCGGUGUUAAUAAUCGCAGAUACCAAUCCUUAAAAUUGUACGGUUUGUCGCAAGCUUGUUGAAGUAUAUUGUACAGAAACAUAAAAAAAUGGCAAAUAUAUUAUUUAGCGACGAUAGUGAUGAUAGCGAUAUGGAGCUACUUGCUCUGUUAUCGGACUCGGAUACCGAAACCGAUAGCGAAGCUGAUGAGGAGAGACAACGCGCUAGUGCUCGCAGGAUCAAAAGGGUCAACUAUAUGCAGAGUCUGGAUGAUGCUGAGUUCACCUUCAGGUUCAGAUUAUCUAAAACUGUAGUGAAUACUCUGUUAACACAAUUGAUGCCUUUAGUCCGUGUAACUUCCACCAGGAAUCACGGGGUUUCACCACUACAUCAACUGUUAUUAACAUUGAGGUUUUACGCAUUGGGCACAAUGUUAAUUUCUGUAGCUGACUUUGUUGGAGUCUCUACAUCAACAGCAGGCCGAAUUGUACGCGAUAUAUCAUCAGCAAUCGCCAGCUUGUAUGAUGAAUACAUUGCUGUUCACCAACAAAGUGCAGAAAAAUUUUACAGAAUUGCUCGGUUUCCUCGUGUUCUUGCUGCAAUUGAUUGCACUCAUAUACGUAUUCAGUCACCAUGUCAAAUAAUAGGAGAAGAAUUUAGAAAUCGCAAGGGUUACUUUUCCUUAAAUGUGCAAGCAAUCUGUGAUGCUGAUCUAAGAUUCAUGAAUGUAGUUGCUCGAUGGCCAGGUUCAACACAUGACGCCACAAUUUUCAACAACUCUGUUCUUAGAGCUCAAUGUGAUGCAGGUCUGUUUGGUAACCGCUGGAUGCUUGGUGACAGUGCUUAUCCAAAUAGAUCUUAUUUAUUAACACCUGUUUUAAAUCCUGUUAAUGAAGCAGAACAGCGAUACAAUGAAGCACACAUAAGAACUAGAAAUACCAUAGAGAGAACAUUCGGUGUUUGGAAGCGACGAUUUCCUGUAGUGGCGCUUACAUUGCGCUUAUCCUUACCAAAAGCGCAAGCAGUAAUUAUUGCCACUGCUGUGUUACACAACAUUUGCAGGAACAAUAAUUUGCAAGAACUUUCUUCUGAAGUAGAUUUACCACCAGAAGAUACUAAUUUUAUAGAUCUAAAUAGUGAAGUCACAGAUGUCCAACAAAGAGCAGUCCUUAUUAGUAAUUAUUUUUAGUAGAUUUUUAGUAAGCUUAUUUUAAAACUAUCAGGUAGGACAAAUCUGCCCUAAAAAGUUAUACCUAACUAUAGUUAAAUUAUAAUUAAUUUAUUUUGACUAGUUGAUGAAGGAGGAGAUUAAAACCAUCUCAUCAAAAUUAUUAGCUACUCCUUAAUUACCCCUAAUGUAACAGUAAACAAUGUCUAAAACUAAUUGAUUCAAAUUCAGAAUUAUUUAUUUCAAACAGGCCAAACUGUUGCUUUUAUGACAUGUCAAGACUGACCACCGGUUCAAUCACAAUAUCAAUGUACCUUUACCUUUAUUACAA
This is a messenger RNA of Colias croceus (clouded yellow), 1673 nucleotides long. Its product is annotated as putative nuclease HARBI1. The coding region runs from base 284 to 1363 and encodes 359 amino acids. Lineage: Eukaryota; Metazoa; Arthropoda; Insecta; Lepidoptera; Pieridae. The record is from RefSeq and is a predicted model, not a curated record. The transcript has 5 exons.